AUGCGCUUCUCAACCGUCUUUGCCGCCGCUACGGCAGCCCUGUCCGCGGGCGUCGAGGGAUACCUCGUCAGGGUUGGCCUGCCCAAGACCAUCAAGCUCGGCGACGUUUGGGAGGCACGAGUAAACACGGCCAUUCAGCAACCGAGACAAGACCUCGUGGUUUGGGGUGCCAGUCCGGCCGGGUCCACCUACCCGGGGAGCAUCGGUAUCGAGUUCGCGCGAACGAAACUGGACGAUGCUCUCUCGGGAGGUUACAACGACACCAUCCCCGGCCUCACCAUCCCCGAGGGCUUGCGCAUCACGCCUGGAGAGUGGUCGAUCCAGGCUGUGAUUCUUCAAUGGGCCGGUGCCGCUCAACAGCCGUCCCUGGAAACGUACUUCUGGAAUGUCACGAUUGGAGAUGUCACGAGUGAGGAGCUUGUAUGGCAAGUGGCACGCGGUCCGCAGUCAACGAGAUGUAACCUGCAAUGA
Messenger RNA from Colletotrichum karsti, 471 nucleotides. RefSeq lists its product as uncharacterized. The record is from RefSeq and is a predicted model, not a curated record. Lineage: Eukaryota; Fungi; Ascomycota; Sordariomycetes; Glomerellales; Glomerellaceae. The transcript is spliced from 2 exons. Bases 1 to 471 code for a protein of 156 amino acids.